Molecule: messenger RNA, 872 nt
Organism: Ziziphus jujuba (common jujube)
Lineage: Eukaryota; Viridiplantae; Streptophyta; Magnoliopsida; Rosales; Rhamnaceae
Product: NADPH:quinone oxidoreductase
Exons: 3
Coding region: 62-652 (196 amino acids)
Cellular component (GO): cytosol
Molecular function (GO): oxidoreductase activity; FMN binding
Source: RefSeq, a predicted model, not a curated record
CACAGUAUACAAAACGAACCAGUCCAAGCAGUUGUUGCAGAGAGAGAGACAGAAUAAGAAAAUGGCGGCGACAUCAAUACCUGCAAAACCGAUAAUCAAAAUAGCGGCUCUUAGUGGGUCCCUUCGCAAAGGCUCUUUCAAUACGGGCCUUCUUCGUUCUGCAAUCGAACUGAGCAAGAACUCAAUUGAGGGAAUUGAGAUAGAGUACGUAGACAUCUCGCCAUUGCCGUUCCUCAACACCGACCUUGAAGUCCAGGGAACCUACCCGCCCGCCGUUGAAGCAUUCCGGAAGAAAAUUCAAGAAGCCGAUAGCAUCCUCUUCGCUUCGCCGGAGUACAAUUUCUCCGUCACCCCGCCGCUGAAGAAUGCGUUGGAUUGGGGAUCGAGGCCACCGAAUGUCUGGGGCGAUAAAACGGCGGCGAUUGUGAGCGCCGGAGGGGGAUUCGGAGGAGGACGAUCUCAUUACCAUCUCCGGCAGAUUGGAGUAUUUCUGGACAUCCAUUUCAUCAAUAAGCCAGAGUUUUACUUGAACGCGUUCCAGCCUCCAGCGAAGUUUGACGCCGAGGGGAAUUUAGUCGAUGAAGCGACCAAAGAGAAGCUGAAGGAGGUUCUUCUUGCCUUGAAAGCUUUCACUUUGCGGCUCAAAAGCUAAAUAUCCAUCCAUUUUAAUCAAAAAAAAAAAAAAGAAAGCUUUUUCUGAUUAUUAGAAUUUCAAUAUUGAUGUAAUAGUUUGAAAUUAUUUGGGAAAUUUCAUGGUUUGGUUUUGUAUAUUAUGUAUUUCAGGGUAUGAAAUGUAGGUCAAUAAAAUGAAGAAUUUACCUACUAAAAAAAAUUGUGAUUUUAAUAUAUACAAGUUUAUUUUAUGUCAAAAA